CCAAAUGUGAGGCAAGGCAACCUUGAUGGCACAAAUGGGAGUGCUAGUGCUAAACCUUCCCUUAGCCCAAUUGAUGAAACAGUGCAAGCUUUGCACUAAGAAAACCUCACAUUUCUACACAUCAUUUAUUGCCAAAGAAGUUCAAUAUUUUAGCCAUUGAUGCUUGUUUGUGCAAAUUCUUCACACCAGCCAUGGGCAUCAACCAUUCCCACACUCAUCAUGCUCCCAAAAUGCACAACCAUAGACCACGUGAAUCAAAUCCAUGCACGCAUGAUAACAACCGGGUUCAUAAAAAACACCACACUCACCACAAAACUUGUCCUCACUUUCAUUUCUUCACCCCAUGAGCCUCUUGUUGAGUUUGCUCGCUGCAUCUUCUUCAAGCACCAUGCUGUUCGCGCUCCCAGUGAGCAAGAUGAUGACCCUUUUCUUUGGAAUGCGGUGAUCAGGUCUUAUUCUCAUGGCCGUGACCCAAAAGGGGCAAUGGUUUUGCUCUCUUUGAUGCUUGAAAAUGGGGUUUGUUUGGAUAAGUACUCAUUUUCGCUGGUUUUGAAGGCGUGUUCUCAGGUGGGUUUGAUGAAGGAGGGAAUGCAGGUUCAUGGGUUGUUGUGUAAGACAGAUAUUGUGUCUGAUGUGUUUUUGCAGAAUUGCUUGGUGAGUUUGUUUGUGAGGUGUGGGUGUGUUGAGUUUGCGCGGCAAGUGUUUGACAGAAUGCCUGAGAGGGAUUCUGUUUCUUAUAACUCGAUGAUUGAUGGGUAUGUGAAAUGUGGGGCGGUUGGAAAAGCGCGUGAGUUGUUUGAUGGUAUGUUGGUUGAGGAGAAGAAUUUGAUUACUUGGAAUUCAAUGAUUGGAGGGUAUGUGAGAUGUGAAGAUGGGCUGAAGUUUGCUUGGAGUUUGUUUCUUAAAAUGCCUGAGAGGGACUUGGUUUCUUGGAACACGAUGAUUGAUGGCUGUGUGAAGCAUGGGAAGAUGGAGGAUGCUCAAGCAUUAUUUGAUAAGAUGCCGGAAAGGGAUCUGGUCAGUUGGGCUACUAUGAUAGCCGGUUACGCGAAAUCGGGUGAUGUUCUUGCUGCGAGGAGUUUGUUUGAUGAAAUGCCCAGGAGAGACACCAUUUCUUGUAACACAAUGAUGGCUGGAUAUGUUCAGAAUGGGUACUGCGUCGAGGCUUUGAAACUAUUUCAUGAUAUGAGAAGUGCGACAAAUAUGUUACCUGAUGAUACAACGUUGUUGAUUGUUCUUACAGCAAUUGCUCAGUUAGGACAUGUUGAGGAUGGAGUUGUGAUACAUCGAUAUUUGAUGGACAAUGGUUAUUCUCUGAGUGGUAAUCUUGGCGUUGCUCUGAUUGACAUGUAUUCCAAGUGUGGUAGCAUUGAUAGUGCCAUCUCAGUGUUUGAGAAUAUUGAACAAAAAUGCAUUGAUCAUUGGAAUGCUGUGAUUGGUGGCUUAGCUGUUCAUGGAAUGGGUGUAAUGGCUUUUGAUUUUCUCAUGGAAAUGGAAAGGCUUUCUAUUAUACCUGAUGAUAUCACAUUCAUUGGACUGUUGAGUGCUUGUAGGCAUGCUGGGAUGUUGAAGGAGGGAUUGAUAUGUUUUGAGCUCAUGAAAAAAGUGUACAAACUGGAACCUAAAGUGCAGCACUAUGGUUGCAUGGUGGAUAUGCUUAGCCGAGCAGGACACGUUGAAGAAGCCAUGAAACUCAUUGAGAAGAUGCCUAUUGAACCCAAUGAUGUCAUUUGGAAGACUUUGCUUAGUGCUUGCCAAAGCUAUGAAAUCUUCUCGAUAGGAGAGCCUAUAGCUCAACAAUUGAUUCAGCUUAAUUCAAGCAGUCCAAGUUCCUAUGUGCUCCUGUCUAAUAUUUAUGCCAGUUUGGGCAUGUGGGACGAAGUUAAAAGAGUUAGAACAAAAAUGGAAGAAAAAAAUUUGAAGAAAAUUCCAGGUUGUAGUUGGAUUGAACUGGGGGGAAUUGUUCACCAGUUCUCUGUACAAGAUAGGACACACCCUCAGGUUACUGAGAUUUAUUCUCUGUUAAGUAGUUUGUAAAUUCCUGAUCUGAAUCAUAUCCAUCUUGGUAUAAUGUUCAUAUAGGUAAGGUAGUCUCUCUUCUAUCUGAAUACAAGUCUAAUAGUGAAAUGUGAAUCUUGUGCUCUA
This is a messenger RNA of Lotus japonicus, 2145 nucleotides long. RefSeq names its product pentatricopeptide repeat-containing protein At2g45350, chloroplastic. The coding region runs from base 160 to 2037 and encodes 625 amino acids. Gene Ontology annotation, biological process: RNA modification. The transcript has a single exon. The record is from RefSeq and is a predicted model, not a curated record. NCBI's taxonomy places the organism in Eukaryota, Viridiplantae, Streptophyta, Magnoliopsida, Fabales, Fabaceae. Gene Ontology annotation, molecular function: RNA binding; protein binding.